Molecule: messenger RNA, 3305 nt
Organism: Stylophora pistillata
Lineage: Eukaryota; Metazoa; Cnidaria; Anthozoa; Scleractinia; Pocilloporidae
Product: adhesion G protein-coupled receptor G4
Biological process (GO): G protein-coupled receptor signaling pathway; cell surface receptor signaling pathway
Cellular component (GO): membrane
Molecular function (GO): G protein-coupled receptor activity
Source: RefSeq, a predicted model, not a curated record
AAAAGGACAUUUGUGCUGUCUUCAACUUUGUUAGCGCUCUUCUUCAUUCAAACUCGAUCGACCUCAGGUUGGAUGGAAGUAAAAUCCCUGAACGAGAAUAUAACCAUCUUACAGAUGGAGGAGCUUUGAAUGAAGAAGGAAUGGAAAUCAAAGCCAUCAAACAUCCACUGAAAAAAAUAUAAAAAAUAGCCUGACCCACCCCACUCCCAACCUUAAAACGAAAAGUUGGACUCAAAUUCUUGUUAUCACGCCGCGCACGCGCACAACCGUGAUUUCGUGCUAUUAAAGCUUUAGUUUAUGGUGUGUCCUAGAAGCUAUGGGAGCCAAUACGUUGUUCAUAACAGAAUUUCAGUCCCCUUAUAUAAACAUCUUUGACACUUAUUAUUCGAAACAUCAAAGUGGUUUAAGCAUGUCCGAUCUCAAACUGCUUUAAAUGCUUGUGUUGUCUGUGUUUUUGUUGUUAUUCUCGGAGAAUAAAUCGUGCAGUGCCAGCUGAAAUUGAGACGCAUAAUCCAUUAGCUGUUUUUAAAGCAAACAUUGCUGAAAUGGUUGUAUUGUAUGAUGUGUAUGAUGUAAAAGCAGCUCUUAAGUUUUUAUCAGGUGCCUCUGCUUACCUGAAAGAAAGGACAUCUGUAUCAGCAAGAUACCUAAGCGUGAUCACCGGCAAGGAUUAUAGCGCUUUUUCUUUGAUCAACUUUUUCCGCCUUGGAUGCUUUCAAGACAAUCGUACUCGAGCCAUGCCAGAAAUGCUUGGUGACUGGAGGUCUGAUCAGAGCAAUGCAAUUCAGAAGUGCGCGCAGGCCGCAAAGAGUGCUGGAUACUUAAUUUUUGGAGUGCAAUAUGGUGGAGAGUGCUGGUCAGGACCGCUGGCUCAUGUGACCUACAAAAAGUACGGAACUUCGACCCGAUGUGUGAACGGAAUUGGUGGGAGCUGGGCACAAGACGUGUACGGAAUUGUUAAUGCUUCACUGACUGCUAACUAUGAAGUUAAAAGAUGUUACGAGGUCGACGUCAUAUUUUACUAUCAAAUCCAGGGAGGUCUUACAAGUGGCACCAUAAGUAGCACCAAGAGUACGUUUUCACUUCUUUUCAGCGGAGUGUCCGGGAUUAUGUCAUCUCUCUCCGCGUGCAGAAGUGUAGAAGUCUCUCGGAAGGACAUACUGAACUCUCCUCCUGGAGUGGAAAGUGUUUAUUUUAAAAUACCACUGAUAUUUACAGCAUCUACAAGUGUACCAGACGAUGAAGUUUCCCAAAAGCUUACAAACUGUAUCAACACUCUAUCUAACUACAAGCAAUUUUUAGACGCAAAUACUCCAAAAAUAAAGGAAGGAAGUGUGACUCACUCCAAAUACAAUCUGUCCACGAUAUCAAAUAAGACAUCAUGUUGUGGUGGGGAUAUACCACCGCCCUGCUGUGGCGUGGGCUCAAUACAGAUUAACAGCACCAAAUGUGGAUGCCUGCCUGGUUUUAAAUUCGUUCCCGGUAGUUUAUGUGUCCGUUGUCCGUCUGACACUUAUCAGAACAAGCAAGGUCAAAGGUCAUGCAAAAAGUGUCCAGGAAGGAAACAGACAUUUGGAAAAACAGGAAUAACAAGUGAAUCCAAUUGCUCAGACACAAAUCCAUUACAGCUUAGUGACCAAGUCGUUUACCUACCUUAUGACAUCGAAUCUGAAACUCUUGUCACGAAUGUUACUGUCACGGGGCGCUUGGAGUCUUUGGUUCAACCGUUGUUGUUUUACAUGGAGGAUGUCACACAACAACAGCUGUCACGCAGAGAGUCAAAGCGGAAACGGCGUGACAUUGACGACUUUUGUGAAGGUGCCGGAACCAUUGGGCCAUUGAGUUAUUUCUGUGUUCACCGUCUGACUGGGGGAAUAGAAGUCACGGACGAGUUUAAAUUUGAAAAUGGCGACGAGUUUGAAAUAAAAAUUCGCGUCACAGACAGCGAUCAGUGGGGAAAAACUGAAAACACUGCCAGUAUCAAAUUCAUUUCACGCGAUAAUUGUAAAGAAAUUCGAGCUCUUUAUGAUGAUGCCACCAGGGAAUGUCCAAAGAAUGUUUCUUCACCCAAGGGACGGGAUUCUUGCCCAAGUGAAAAGUGCUUACUGCCUUUAUUCGACUUGCUAAACCGGCUGAACUCAAGUGAGAUAUUACAAAUGGAAUGUUCUUCUGAUCCUCAUGAUCUAGCAAAUGUGGCAAGGAUAUACUCGCAGUGUAUUGGUCCACCAAUUAUUAGCUUGUCCCCAAACCCUCAGACUGUGAAGAGAGGCGCUGAAGUCAUUUUAAAGUGUAACGCUUCCAGUCCUUUGCCUUUGAGCGUCACGUGGUUUAAGAACGGAAUGCCAGUUGGACAAUCGAGUAGCCAUCUAAAGAUUGACAGUUUUGAUAAUGACGAUCAGGGUGACUAUUUCUGCCGCUUCUCGACGUAUUUGACAAGCAGUUCCACUGCACCGGCUUUGGUUACUAUGGAAGAUACUUUUACAUCAAGAGUUUCAUUUCGAAUCGUGAAUAAAAAUUUCAAGAAUGACUUACAGGAUCCGAGAAGCUCGAGCUAUUCAGACAUGCAGAUUGCAAUUGAAAGAAACCUGGACAACUACCUCGAUAGUGGAAACCCUGCGUGGAAAUAUAAAGUCAAACUUGUGAAAUUCAGGGACUCGUUUAAGAAAGUGGGGGUGGACCUGGUGAUUUACAGCCCAGCCAAGAAUGAAGAUAUCGCUCCUUACUACAACAGACUUCAGUCGUUGCUGACUGAUGAGAGUGCUAUGGGUAACAUACUGAAACCCUUGAAGGUCUCACGUAACAGCGUUACCAUAAGGAGUGCAACUCAUUGCCUGCCGAAAGAAACCGGCAAAAAAUCAGUUAGGGGGAUAUUUGAGUGGCAGUUAACUGUGAUUGGUGGAACGUCGUCCCGUGUAAAAUGCCCGUAUGGUCCGCCCGAGGCCAAUGCCACGCGCUCAUGUGGCGGGAAUUUUUUGACUGGUGGUGUGUGGAAGAGCCCGGAUGUGAGCCUUUGCAAAUAUAAGUCUGCCAGAACAAAUAAACUUAACGAUAUCGCAAAGACAAAAGUCGACAAACAGAACGUUGCCAAGGUAACUAAAGAAGUGAAAGUUUUAACGUCAGAGCCAGACGACAUGAACGAAGCCGACGCGGUGCUCAUCGCUGACGUCAUAGAUAGCAUUGUGUUACUGGAUGAUUCACUAAAUGAGACCGCCCAGGACGUGGUCGAAGUUAUCGACAAUGUGAUGAAAAUGAAAAAGAAAGAUUUACAAGAGAGUCAACGAACCAGUAAAGCUUCCGCCAAGUAG